This is a messenger RNA of Spinacia oleracea (spinach), 1625 nucleotides long. Its product is annotated as RING-H2 finger protein ATL2-like. Gene Ontology annotation, biological process: protein ubiquitination. Gene Ontology annotation, molecular function: transferase activity. The transcript has a single exon. Bases 247 to 1215 code for a protein of 322 amino acids. The record is from RefSeq and is a predicted model, not a curated record. NCBI's taxonomy places the organism in Eukaryota, Viridiplantae, Streptophyta, Magnoliopsida, Caryophyllales, Amaranthaceae.
AAGUAAAGAAUUGUCAAAUUAGGGUGUCUGCCGUCUCUUUUCCUUCCCUUCGUGGACUCCCAAUACGCUCACAUUUUCCCACUUUUACCCUUGACUCCAUUUCCUACUUGCGAAACCUUCAUGAACUUUCCUUCUUUUCUCCUCCCUCAUUAAACUUUAAACCCCAUUUCCCCUCCUUACACCCAUAACAAUUUACAACCACCAUACCAACAACAAACAAAUUCAUUUGCCGAUUAAUAAUAAAAAAUGGAUCAUGUUGAUAAACAGAGAGGUUCUCAGGAUUAUGUUCCCCAUGAAUCCAAGGGAUACGCGCUUAGCGGCAGGAUAAUGUUGAGCGCCAUCGUCAUCCUCUUCGCCGUCGUUGUUAUUAUGGUGUGUCUCCAUGUCUAUGCGCGUUGGUAUAUUUUACGAGCUCGCCGCCGUCAGAUCCGUCGUGCGCGCCGUCGUACUCACCUUGUUUUCUACAUCGAGCCUGAUAACCCCACUGAGAAUGCUCCUAACAGAACGCGCGGCCUUGACGCGGCGGUGCUGAAAUCUUUGCCGACUUUUACGUUUGGUAAGGCGGGGGCGGUGGAUGGAGGAGAGGGAGAUGAGGAGGUGCUGGAAUGCGCUGUUUGCUUGUCUGAAUUUGAGGAGAAAGAAAAGGGGCGUUUAUUGCCUAAAUGUAACCACUCUUUCCAUGUCGAGUGCAUUGACAUGUGGUUCCAUUCUCACUCCACGUGUCCCCUCUGCCGCUCCCCGGUAGACGCCGGCGAUCUUCCACCGUUGGUGGAGGCUCCGGCGGGUGAAGGCGAGGUGGUCAUCGAGUUGGGCGAGUUGACUCAGAGUCAACCCGAAGAAGUAUCCGAAUUAAGCCAGGAUGUGAGGCCGAGUCAAGGUGAAUCCGCUGUGGCAGCAGGCUUUACUGCUCCUUCCUUAUCAUCGUCGCUGUCUUUUGCGGGGAGGAGAAAAGGGCUGGAUUUGGCUGGGGUGUCAAUUGAGGUUCCGAAGAGAAGCCACAGUUUUUGUUUCCCCGGGUCUAACUCGGACGAGUCAGGAUCGAGUCGUUCGCCGUUUAAAUCGCCAACGAGUCGAAUGUUAUCAUUGAAGAGAAUAUUAAGCAGGGACAAAAGAUCCCCACUCCCCUCGCCCUCCCCCUCGGGUGGCGGGCCGAGUAGUUACGAGUUGGAUAUCGAGUCAGGACGAGUUGAAUCGUCGAGUCAAGCCUUAACCUAACAACAAGGUGAUUGAUUAACCAAAGAUGUGUAUAUUCAACGAAGUCAAAGAUUUAUUUGUUGACUUUUGGACCACUAAAAUGUCCGUUUUACUUGCUUGUUGUGAAACGGGGUUGGUGAUGGGCCUGAUGGCCGCAAAUCAGAUCAAAGGUGAAAUGUAAAUACUGUAUAUCACAGGGGUAAAGAUGUCUUUUUCCAGCCGCCUCUUACCCUAGGGAGCAGGGAUGGGGUCUCUUUUUAGACAUUGAGGAUAAUUUUGAUGUUGAUAUUAGUUCACUCAAUGUAAAUGUUUCUGAUUUUGCUUUUGAAACAUUCUUAGAACUUGAUGUUUGUAAACCAAUAGUCAAACAUAUUUCCUUCAUUUAUUGGGGAGAACAGAAAUACUAAAGGAUAAAGAGAUUUCCUUCAUUA